GUUACAUCGGUUCUCUUCGCGUAAGAACGAGCCACAAGGAUCACCUGCGAAUCACCUCUCGUCGGGACACCUCUUCUCAACCAGAAAAAACGGAGUAUCACCCGUCGAGUGGUCGCAGAACGAUCGGCGUUUAACCAACCAUGGCGACACCACAGGCUUCAUCGCGACUCGAAUUAUUGCAGGCUCGCUUCCAGCAGAAGCAGCUACAAGAGAAGGAGCAGAAGUUGUUGCAGCUUUACGACCAACAACAACAACGAGCUUAUCAGGUGGUGCAACGUGGUAGCGCCGGUUCCAAUGGGUCUAAUCAUGGUUCCUCGAUCAACCAGCAUACCGUCACAAAAACCACGACCACCAGCCACACAACCUCGACCUCGCACGGUGGAAAGGUGAGGCAGAUGUUCGACGAGAGACGACAGACAACCGUGAAGGGCAUCGACAGAAGCUACCCACUGGAGCCGCUGGAGAACAAACCGCGGAAGCAAACGAACGGAAACGUCGCGCAGAAGAACGGAAAUUUGACGGUGAACCGACAAUCCGUGACUGUAAAGCGAGUGGCUCGAGCUGACGUGAACAGCAAUUUGAAUGGUGGCAAACCGAUAGUCUCGUAUCACGAAGAGAUCACUCGAGAAUCGUACGGCCCUGCCGGACGCCAACAAUCUGACGACGAUGAGUUCGGAAACGAGAAUCAUAUUAAUCAAUAUGCGAAUGGGAAUCAGGCACACAUCGAGGAAGCGUUGGACGAAGACACGAUCGAGAGAAACCGCAUGAUGGCGAAGCUUCACCUAAUGGAGUACGACGACACGCUGAAACAUCGCGUAAAAAAUGACCUUGAGAGCGAAGAAUUCCCUUCGGAGUAUAUGGUGGACGUCCCCGAUAAGCUUCCAAAACGAAGUGUUACCAAAAAAUUGUCUCAAGCUGAGGCUAGAUUGGAACGCUUUAAAAACGCCAACGCAAAACGAAGCAACAGCAUUACGAAGAAUCCAGGCACCGUUCUGAAGAAACGAUCGGAUCCGAUACUCCCGGCAAAAUCUACUUCCAGCGAGCAUCGAGGCAAGACGAGGACUCGCCAGAUUUUUGACAGAGGAUCGACUCGCAGAGGUUCACACGUUCAGAACGUAAAGUGUGUGUCCCUAGAAAAUGUGGAUAAGUUGAGUCCUAGCAGGAAUUUGAAGGAUGAGGAUAAUAGGGUGUACUAUAAAGAGGGCGAAAUGCUGAUGAGCUCUGAAAUUGAUGAGAUGAGAACGAGAGGGCGGAGCGAGAGUCCGAAAGUCUUUCGCGAAGAAUCCGCUAAGUCUGCGAAGGAUGCUAAAUAUAGGGAGAAAUUAUCUCCGGAGUUUUCAAAGAAUAUACGACGGAGUGAGAGUCCAAGUUUCGAUUCGAACACUGCAGGAAAAUCGACAGAUCUAUUAUUUUUGAGAGACAGGGCGAAACGUAGUGGCAGUCCAAAAUUCUUUUGUGAGGAAUCUGAAAAGUCUGCUACUACUUAUGCGAUAGAUUCGAGAACUAGGGAGAAAUUUUCACCAGAGUUCUCUAAGAAUAUUAAGAAACGAAGUGAGAGUCCAAACAUUAUGGAGAAGUCACAGGAAUUUUCGAAAGAUAUUAAAAAACGAUGUGAGAGUCCAAAAUAUUUCUGUAAGGAAUCUGAAAAGUCAGCUACUUAUACGAUAGAUGCAAGAACUAGGGAAAAAUUGUCACCAGAAUUUUCGAGAGAUAUGAAGCAAAGAGAAAGUCCAAAAACUGUGGAUAGAUUAGCUUCUCUAUUUUCAAAAGAUAUUAGAAAACGAAGUGAGAGUCCAAAAUACUUUUGUGAAGAGUCUGAAAAGUCUGCUACGACUUACGCGAUAGAUUCGAAAACUAGAGAUAAAUUAUCUCCAGAAUUUUCGAAAGAUACAAAACACGGAAAAAGUAAAAAAUCUUUUGAUUCAGAAGCUUCUAAAAAAUCGACAUAUGAAUUAUUGAAAGACAGAAUAAAACGAAGUGGGAGUCCAAAAUAUUUUUGUAGAGAGCCUGAGAAAUCUGCUACUACUUAUGCAUUAGAUUCAAAAACUAGGGGUAAAUUAUCCCCGGAAAAUUCAAAAAAUGUUCAACGACGUAGUGAUAGUCCAGACACUACAGAAAUGUUUCCCCAGCUUUCGAAAAAUGUUAAAAAACGAAGUGACAGUCCAAAAUUCUUUUGUGAAGAAUCUGAAAAGUCUGCUACUACUUAUGCAAUAGAUUCAAGAACUAGGGAAAAAUUUUCACCAGAUUUCUCCAGAAAUAUUAAGAAACGAAGUGAGAGUCCAAACACUAUGGAAAAAUCACCCCAAUUUUCGAAAGACAUUAAAAAACGAAGUGUGAGUCCGAAAUUCUUUUGCAAGGAAUCUGAGAAGUCUGCUACCACUUAUGCAAUAGAUUCGAAAACUAGAGAAAAAUUAUCCCCAGAUUUCUCGACAAAUAUUCAGCGACGAAGCGAGAGUCCAGUUAUGCAAAACUUGUCUCAGAUUUCGAAAAAUAUUGUGAAAAGAAGCGAAAGUCCAAAAUAUUUCUGCAAGGAAUCUGAGAAAUCUGCCACCACUUACGCUAUAGCUUCAAAAACUAGGGAGAAAUUGUCUCCGGAAUUUUUAGAGGAUAUAAAGAAACGAAGCGAGAGUCCCAGUUCUUAUUUCAAGGAGUCUGAAAAAUUGGCAAGGACGAUAGAUUCAAAAAGUGCGAGACAAUCUUCCAAAUCUCAAAUGAAAGAUAAACGAAGUGAAAGUCCAAAAUACUUUUGUAGAGAAACCGAGAAAUCUGCGACUACGUACGCAAUCGACACAAGAAGUCGAUCAACAACUCCCGAUUUCAUAAAAAUAGAAGUACACAGAAAAAACAUGUCUCCAAGAAAGUACCCAAGAAUAGAAACCGAAGUGGAUAAAAAAUCAACUAGUAAAAUGCCCAACGUUUUCGAACGUCUGACAAGAGAACGCAGUGCGAGUCCCAAAGUGCAAACAUCUACAAGAAUCAAAAGCUCGAAAUCUCCGGACUAUAAGAAAGUUCCUCAGAAACGCAACGAGAAUCCUGAAACUAAAUCGAAGUCACCGUCCAUGAAAAAGCUCGAUGGAAGAUCCAGCACGAGUCCACAAUUUUUCGGCUCAGAUUCUGAGAGAUCCGCGACGAUCAUGGUGGUAACUCCAGAAACGAUCCUGAAGAAGAAACCUGAAUCGAAGAAACAGUAUUCGAAAACUUAUGAAGCUAUUAUUGGGCCAAAGAGAACAAUGUCCGAAGAGAUCGUGGACGCAAGCUCUAAACAAAGUAUACGGAGCUCCGUAUCGCGCUUCUUUACUGAACAAUGCGAAAAAGCGUCGAGAAAGUUGGAAGCUGGAGAAGAGAACAGCGUUCAAUCAGCGGUAACGGAUAAGAACCGUUGGUCGCGUGAUUCGUCUCCAUUGUCGCUAAAAGACAUGAGAGCCAGUCCACAAUUUUCUGGGAAACCUAUCUCGGCGACAAGUAUCGAUAGCGUCCGUGACUGGUCACCUAAAUCGAGGAGAAACAGUAUAAGUCCCGAACCAGGCAACAGAGUUAAACCAAAAAGCAGCGAUUCGAUGCGAUCUAAGCAAGUAUUUGUCAAAAAAUCAAAGAGUGACAACGUUAAAGCCGCUAAUAAAAUGGCCGAUCGAGUGGUUGGCAACGUUUUGCGAUCGACGAGGUUGAUUCGUGACGCCAUAAACCAAAGUAACAGAUCUUACGGGGACGAUGUGAACAGAUGUGAGAAUAAAUACGGAGUGGAUAAAAAUGCUGUAGAAACGGUUGAUUCGGGUUUAAAACUUGAAAUGGAGGAUGGAAAGGACGAAAUGCAAGUUGAAAGAUCGAGGACACCAUCUCGAAUGUUUAAAUUUCCCGCUGCGGAAUCCAGUCCGAAGAGUUCCACGUCCAUGGAGGUGGACGCGGAGAUUCAGGAAAUCACGAUGUCCGAUCAAUACAUAGAGCCCCGAGAGGUUAGGUCGAAAUCGCGUGAUAAGACACCGGACUGCGGAAGAUCGAGCACGAAGAAGCUUUUCACGUAUUCUGUGCGCAAACCUGCCAGGAAGAGAUCUCUUUUCGAUUCGAACGUUUUCGAGCUAUCGAAGAAAGAUCAAGGGAAGACAGAUCGUCGGGAAACAUCCGGGCGAAAGGAACGCGUUAGCGAUACUCUAAAAAGCACGAGAAGUCCUUCGGCGGAUAGUUUGACCUUUCGUGACUCUAAAUGCGCUGCGGAGGAAAAUGAGAAUACGAAAAGUACGAUGGAAGAUUUAAGAGUUAAAGGGGAAUAUGAUCAUUUUGAAGGUACAAAACGAAAUUGGAGUAGUCUUUCGAGUGAUUUGACCUUUCACAGUUCUAAAAGUCCAAUUGAAGAAAAUGAAGCAAUUAGAAAAGUCGAGAGUGGUUCAAGGUCGUCGGAAAUAAAGGUUCUUGACGAAUCUAGAAGACGGAAAGGUGAUGGUACACAGCGAAAUUGGGAAACUCCAAGUUUAACCUCUCGUGGCGAUAAACCAAUUAAAAAAAGUGAAGUAAAUCGAAAAACUGAAAUUAGAGGCUUGUCGCCGGAGAAAAAAGUUCGUGAGUAUCAAAUAAAGAAAGAUAAUUUUAAACGAGGAGAGAAAAACUGGUCAAAUAGUCCUUCUCCUACGAAUAUGACUUUUCGUGGCUUCAGACGUUCGUCUGAGGAAAUAAAAAUUAAAACUGGAGUCUCGAGGUCUCCAGAAGGAAUAGUUGAUAAAGAACAUUUAUCGAGUAGCCCUUCCCCAACUAAUAGUUCCUUCCGUGACUCAAAACCGGAACUAAAUAAGAAUAUGAAAAUGAAGCAAGAAAUCAAGGUCGAAAUUUCACAGCAAAGAGUCCCUGAUAAGCGUAACGAAAGAAUUGGUAAUUUUGAACGUAGACAGCGAAGUUGGUCUAGUAGUCCUUCUCCAACAAGUAACUUGGUCCGUGAUUCGAAAAAUAUUACGAAGAAAGAUAAAGCCACUUUUCAAUCUCGAGAACGAAAAACGAACGUUAAUCGGUCGAAGAAGGUAGAGCGUAAACAUUCGAUUCGAAGCAAGUCCAGUGAUUCCAUAAAACGAAGAGUAUCCGAGUCAUCUGUGAAUCGAAGGAACGAAAUAAGAGAAAAGGCUGUCAGUUCAAAAUCACCUGAAAUGUCUAAAGAUUCUCAAAUCUUACGAUCUAUGGAACUCGUUCGAAGAAUCAUCAAAGGCGGAGUCUUGCAGCAGGAAGAAACGAUUAAAACAGCAAUUUCCGACGAAACCGUAGGAAAUAAGGAGACAGAGGUAAAGAAAAGUGAUUCUGCUAGAACGAUGAAGAUUGAAACGAGAAAAUCAAGCUCCACGAUUGUUUACCUAAACGAUGAAUCGUCUUCGAGUAAGAACUACGAAAGAACGGACUCUGUGGAAUCCGCGCUUAGACGUUUCGAUUCCAUCGGCACGGAGUCCGUUCAAAGCAUAACAGGGAAAAGACAAACCGUCGAGGAAUCGAGGAACGAUUCGAAGGCUAUUUCUCUGAAAGCCCUCGAUCAAAUCGAUGCAAAUCUUCCUCAAAGUCUUAUGAACGAAUCUCUGAAGAGAACCUCGGUUUCUGGGAAAACGAACAAAAACGAGUUUGAGACUCGACGCCAGAGGAAGUCUGCGAAAACGAAGGACUCCAUGGAGGUCGUUCGAAUCGUGGGGUCAAAAUCGCCCACUUGUAAGAGGAAACUGUUCCCGGACGAUGAAGAGGCUGCGAGUGGCAAAUCGAGACACUCGGGUUCGAAAAUUAGCGAAAGAGCUUCGGAAAAAUCUAAUUCGAAGAUUGGAUCGAGAUGUUUGGAAACUUUCGUAGGAGAUACGUUGAGAAAUGAAACUCGCGAAGUGUCAACAGGUGUAUCGCCCUCUUUGUCCGUGAAACAGUUGAGGUCGAUCGAGGAUAUUCGGAAGUCGAUCGAUUCGCUGGAAAGAACGUCCAAGUCAGCGAUCGCGAAUGAAACCAUGAAACGUUCGGACGCGGCACAAUCGAAACGAUUGGCGUCGCGACGAACGGACGUUGGAAAUAAAAAAGAGAUGAUUUUGCCGGGGCGAUCAGAGAAUUUUACCGCGAAGAAAGACGCUUUAGGCGAUCAAGAACGGUCCUCUAUAAAGUGUGCAAUGCGUUUCUCCAGGGUAACAAAGAGUCCAAGUCCGGAUUCGACGAAAACGACGGAAAGCAGCAGCCGUGCGAGAAGAAACGUCCUCACGUCGCCGUCGAAGAGUCCUGACACUGCGGCGAGGCGUCCGUCUACCGAGUUGAAAGCUCAAGAAGCAAGAUCGACGAAACGACCAACGCUUAUGAAAGGCACGGAGCCAAUUGGAAACAGGAAGACGGCGACGAGUACGAGUACGAGUACGAGAAAAUCGACGGAUGUCGUCGAUGGUGCUAUUCUCGAGAAUGGUGUGCAUUUACGGGACCAAACUGCCGAAACGAAAUACGAUAACGACUCGUCUGCGACGAAGAAGAGCGACGCUUUUGUCAUCGACUUCGACGAGCAACCGCCGAAAGAAAACGAUGCUCCAGUUCCGAGGAAAUCGCUGUUGAGAAAACACUCUACCGACAAACAAAUACCUUCCACUCAGGCUGGUCGACCCCCGUCGUCAGUUUCGUCCAUUUCCAGCGGUAGUUCCAUGCCGAUUCAAGUUUCCGGUUCCAAAGGAAAAAUGGCGUCAAAGACGAAAACCCCUUCCGCAUCUUCGCACAGAGGAUCAGCUAGCUCUAAAAGUGGAGGCUGUGCGGUCGUCGCCGACUCUCUUGUUCCCUGUAAAAUGUGCGGUCGUCGUUUCGCUUCGGACCGGGUGGCCCUUCACGAACAAAUUUGCACGAAGACAACGCAAAAGAAAAGAAAACAAUUCGAUACGAUGAUGUAUCGCGUUAAAGGCACGGACCUCGAACCAUUUGUUAAAAAGGGACUCUGUAAAAAGCAGCCCGAGAAAUCAAAGAAACCGGAACCGAAAUCGAAUUGGCGGCGCAAACACGAGGACUUCAUUAACGCCAUACGAUCGGCGAAGCAGGUGCAAGCCCAUCUAGCUGCAGGAGGCAAACUCAGCGAUUUACCACCGCCACCAGCCAGCGACACCAGUGAUUACAUUCAGUGUCCUCAUUGCGGAAGAAAAUUCAAUCAAUCCGCCGCUGAGCGUCACAUUCCUAAAUGCGAACACAUGUUACACAAUAAGCCGGUACACUCGCGAGCACCGAAACCUAAGCGUUAAUCAUCGUUGCCGAGAAAUAUUCUUUCUUUUUUUUUAUGCGUCGAUCGAAAACGAUAUAAAAUCUAACGAGAAAGAAGCUUUCAAACGAAUAUUAAAACGGUGAUUAUUUCGAAUGAUCAUAAAGAUCUUCAUCCGAGCGAUUAUACAGCUACUAAUAAUUUUGUAGAAAAUCUGUUCAUAAUGUCUUGUUCGCGAUCGAUACAUAUUUUGAAGCAAUUUUUGUACGUCAUUUUUCAUAGCUGCAAGGAUAGUAUAAUGAUUUACAACUGCAAUUUGACCAAAGUUCUUGUAUGUGCUUUUUAAACGAAUGUAUUUUCCGAUUACCUUACAAUAAACACGAAUUUUGUCUAUAUAUUGUAUUAUAUGUAUCCAGCGAAAUGGACUUAUGAAAUUUUUAUAUACAGGCCUGAAUUAACCAGUAAGCGAAAUAGUGCUUGGGAAAGGCGGAGAGAUUCCAUGGAAGUUCCGUUGCUGAAUUUUCCAUGGACCAUAUCUCACAAUGUACCAAAACGUCAAAAUCAAAAAAUCUUAAAUUUCUUAAAUUUCGAAAGUUCAAACUGUGAAAUCCCCGAUGUUCUAAAAUUUUUAAAUUCAGAAAUUUUGUAAUGUAAAAAUAUCCAAAAUUCCCAAAACCCAAAAUCUCAAAG
This is a messenger RNA of Megachile rotundata (alfalfa leafcutting bee), 7849 nucleotides long. RefSeq lists its product as uncharacterized. The record is from RefSeq and is a predicted model, not a curated record. Lineage: Eukaryota; Metazoa; Arthropoda; Insecta; Hymenoptera; Megachilidae.